GCCGACUCCAUAUCGCGCAUGCGCAAAUCCAAGGUGACUAAACCGAGUGGAGCAGAAAGUUCAUGAGAUGAAAACAUAACACGCUGUUUGACUGUUGUGUGAUCUGCUCUUCAUCUCUGCAGGGACACGGCGGGAUGGCCAGUGUGUUGAGCAGCAGGGGGCGUCUGGUCUCGUACCUGUCAGGUGUUCAGGUUCUGGUUGGUCGGGUUUCUUCAGUCAGAACUUUUUCUGCUGCUGGAUCCGAUGAGCCGCACGUCAACAUGUCGACACACAACACAGCUCUGAACACCGUGUGGCCUGAUGACAUCAUCGGCCCGUUCGGCCCUCAGGACCGGCGCUUCCAGCUGCCAGGUAACUCUGGCUUCGACUUCCACCUGACGGGUCUGACAGAGCAGCAGAAGAAGAUGAAGGGUCACAUGACCCUCCCCGAUGUUCUCACCGCCCCCUCCGCGCCUGACCGACACCUCUCCAUCCUGACCCAGAUGACCUCUGACCUCUGUGAUAUAGAUGGCUCCGCCCCCUCUCAGCCUGUCACCCCAGCUGAUCAGUACUUCGAUCAGUCCAGGGUGGAGUGUAUGAUUCAGAACUGUCCUGAGCUGCUGAAGAGAGAAUUCCUGUCCAUGUUCCCUGAAGCCCCGUCCACUGACAUGAUGGCGGUCACGGUGACCCAGAGGACGAAACAUGACAUGAGCAGCUGGAGUCCAGAGGUGGAGGACGAGAGGGAGGCGAUGCUGCACACGUUUAUUGACGGGGCCCAGCAGAUCUGCUUGGCGCUGCAGGAUGGAGGAUUCUGGGCCGACUUCAUCGACCCUUCAUCAGGACUCGCGUUCUUCGGCCCGUACACGAACCUCACCUUCUUCGAGACGGACGAGCGCUACGCCCAGUUGGGGUUUCGGGUGGAGGACCUCGGCUGCUGCAGGGUGAUCCGACACGCUCUGUGGGGAACCAACGUGUUCGUGGGGACGAUAUUCACUAACGCACCGCCAACCAGUGACAUCAUCAGGAAGCUACAGGGCAGCUGAACUGUGACAUCAUCAAUGUGUUGAUACACGUACACACACUGUAAACAAACACACGCACAGAAUAUUGUUUUAUUGAUCUUUGUCGUCUAAAUAAAGUGUUUUCAUGAUUUAA
Messenger RNA from Notolabrus celidotus (New Zealand spotty), 1134 nucleotides. RefSeq names its product metabolism of cobalamin associated Db (gene mmadhcb). Gene Ontology annotation, biological process: cobalamin metabolic process. The transcript has 8 exons. Gene Ontology annotation, cellular component: mitochondrion. The coding region runs from base 135 to 1022 and encodes 295 amino acids. Lineage: Eukaryota; Metazoa; Chordata; Actinopteri; Labriformes; Labridae. The record is from RefSeq and is a predicted model, not a curated record.